Messenger RNA from Cynoglossus semilaevis (tongue sole), 1145 nucleotides. RefSeq names its product ly6/PLAUR domain-containing protein 1-like. Gene Ontology annotation, molecular function: acetylcholine receptor inhibitor activity. NCBI's taxonomy places the organism in Eukaryota, Metazoa, Chordata, Actinopteri, Pleuronectiformes, Cynoglossidae. Gene Ontology annotation, biological process: acetylcholine receptor signaling pathway. Bases 426 to 989 code for a protein of 187 amino acids. The record is from RefSeq and is a predicted model, not a curated record. The transcript has 3 exons.
GAUAAAUUAGUUGACAUUUGACAGUGAUGUCACGUCUAUGGUUGGUUUAAAAAGUCCCGAGAACCUAAUCCAUCAUGGACUGUAGAAACAGGAAACUCUUCAGAACACUUGUUUUUUCAGCUGAUAAAGUUGAAAAUAUUAUUCAAACACACACUCACACACAUUCAACCACACACUCACACACACAUACUGAUGAGUAAUAAUAACAUAGCAAAUACAAAUAACGGAUAUAAGCAAAAACUUACCCAAACAAAUGUUUAAUUUACAUUAAAUGAAUUCACGACACCCACGUCCGUCACAGACCACGAAACACAUUUGUCCUUUCUUCUAAACAAUCCGAUUUCAAUGAGAGAACUUCGUCCACGCGCUCUGGACGUCACGUGGUUCUCGGUGUGAGCCCACGGUUUGUCUCCUGUUGCCAGUGAAUGCCUCUCACUCUGUUGUUUACCGGUCACACGGCGGGGGUGAUGUGCGGAUUCUUGUGUGCGGUUCUUUCUGCCCUGUUCGCAUGUUCAGAGAAGUUGUCCUGCUCCAAUGUUUCUACCCACGUCGUCUGGGAGAGAAUGCGUCUUCUCUUUCUGGCCACUUUCUUCGGAGUCCUCCUGGACGCAGGAAACGCCCUUCAGAUCCAGUGUUACCAGUGUGACGUGAAGCACAACGACUGCUCCACCCCUGAGUAUGUUGUCAACUGCACCGUCAACGUGCAGGAUAUGUGCCAGAAGGAGGUACUGGUCAAGCCUGAUGGAGUCCAUUAUCGAAAGUCCUGCGCCUCCUCUGGAGCUUGCCUCAUUGCGUCCUCUGGCUAUCAGCAGUUCUGCACAGGCAGGCUGAACUCAGUCUGCAUCACCUGCUGCAACACACCGCUCUGCAACGGCCUGAAAAAGAAGCGCCCUGCCUUCUCUUCAUCGCCGUCACUGUUCCAAAAAUUGAACAAUAGUCUUCAUUUUCUCAUGACCACUUCCCUGCUUCCCAUGAUGCUUUUGACCUGAACGCAGACCAUUCAGUAUAUGCCCAAUUUUGUAAUAGUUGGUAUUGAACCUGUUCUAGUUCUAUGUUUUCUGUCUGAUCAGACUAUUGUAGAGCAGCCGUCCCCAACCUUUUUUUUGGUCGGCCAGUAUCAGCUACGUUACUGCGGACCGGUAAUA